CUGCCUCCUUUGCUUUGUUAUAAUUUCAUAAUGGCAAAAGAGAUAGCGUUAGGGUUCAUCCUGAUUGUUGUUUUGGUGGUUUCAAUUUCACAAUCUCGUCUUGUUAAUGGAGCACCACAAGUACCUUGUUUUUUCAUUUUUGGUGAUUCAUUGGCUGAUAAUGGCAAUAAUAACAACCUCCUGAGCUUUGCUAACGCCAACUACCAACCUUACGGGAUUGAUUUUCCAAUUGGACAGACGGGAAGAUUUUGCAAUGGCCGGACCACCGUUGACAUACUAGCUCAACUGUUGGGUUUUGAGAACCCCAUCCCAUCAUUUGCAGCUAAUAGAGGCCAAGACAUUUUAAAAGGUCUGAACUACGCAUCAGGCUCAGCAGGAAUUCGAGCAGAAACUGGCUUCCAAGUGGGUGCUCGUAUCAGCUUAGAUCAGCAGCUACAAAAUCACCAAGUUACAGUCUCACGCAUUGCUUCCACACUUGGAAAUAACCAAUCGGCUUUGCAGUAUUUAAACAAAUGCUUAUAUUCAGUGGGAAUGGGCAGCAAUGACUACAUAAACAACUAUUUCCUGCCUCAAUUUUAUGACACCAGUCGCAUAUAUAAUCAUGAACAAUACGCCACAGUUCUUAUUCAUCAAUAUUCUCGUCAAAUAGCGAGCUUGUACAAGAAUGGAGCGAGGAAGGUGGCCUUGAUUGGAUUGGGAGCAAUUGGCUGCACCCCAAAUGCAAUCUCAACAUUUGGCACAAAAGGGUCCGCAUGUGUGGACAAUAUGAACAGCGCGGUCCAACUUUUUAACCAAAAGCUUUUAGCUCUAGUCAAUCAGCUAAACGCCAAUCUGACCGAUGCAAAAUUCAUCUAUGUCAACAGCUUUGGAAUGGCUUCAGGGGACCCAGCAGCUGCGGGUUUCAAGGUUGUGAAUGCUGGGUGCUGCCCAGUGAAUAAAUUUGGUCAAUGUGCUGCUGACCAAACUCCAUGCCAGAAUAGGAGUGAGUAUGCGUUCUGGGACGGAUUUCAUCCUACUGAGGCUUUGAAUCAAAUCACUGCAAGAAGAACAUACACCGAGUUUGAUCCGUCCGACACUUAUCCGUUGGAUAUCAGUCACCUUGUUCAGCUUAGUCUAUCAUCAUGCAUUGUUAGAAUUUCCAUAAUGGCAAAAAUGCCAACAAUAUUGUUCAUGAUGGUCGUCGUUUUGGUGGAUCCAAUUCAUGGAGCACCACAAGUUCCUUGUUUUUUCAUUUUUGGUGAUUCAUUGGUCGAUAAUGGCAACAAUAACAACCUCCUCACCAGAGCCAAAGUGAACUACCAGCCAUACGGGAUUGAUUUUCUCACAGGACCAACCGGAAGGUUUUGCAACGGCCGGACCACCGUUGACAUAUUAGCUCAACUUCUGGGUUUUGAGAAUCUCAUCCCACCAUUUGCAACUAGCAAUAAGGGUCUAGACAUUUUAAAAGGACUGAAUUAUGCAUCUGGCUCAGCAAGAAUUCGAGUCGAAACUGGCUCCCAAUUGGGUGGUCAUAUCAGCUUAGAUCAGCAAUUACUUAAUCACCAAGUCACAGCCAUAAGCACUGCUUCCAUACUUGGAAGUAAACAAUCAGCUUUGCAGUAUUUAAACAAAUGCUUAUAUUCAGUCGGAAUGGGCAACAAUGAUUACAUUAACAAUUACUUCAAGCCUCAAUUUUAUCCCACCAGUCGCAUAUACACCCUUGAACAAUACACCACAGUUCUUAUUGAACAAUUUUCUCGCCAAAUAAUGACUUUGUACGACAAGUAUGGAGCAAGGAAGGUGGCCUUGGUUGGGCUGGGACUUAUAGGCUGCACCCCAAAUGCGAUAUCAACAUUUGGAACAAAUGGGUCUGCAUGUGUUGAUAAAUUGAACACUGCUGCCCAAAUGUUUAACCAAAAGCUUGUAUCUUUGGUCGAUCAGCUCAACGCCAAUCUGAGAGAUGCAAAAUUCAUCUAUGUCAACAGCUUUGGGAUGGGGUCAGGCGACCCUGCAGCUGCUGGAUUUAAGGUUGUGAAUGUUGGGUGCUGCCCAGUGAACGAUAUUGGUCAAUGUGCUGCUGGCCAAACUCCAUGCCAAAAUAGGAGUGAGUAUGUGUUUUGGGAUGGAUUUCAUCCUACUGAGGCCUUGAACCAGAUCACUGCAAUAAGAACUUACACUGCUUUUGAUCCGUCCGAUGCUUACCCAAUGGAUAUCAGCCACCUCGUUCAGCUUAGGUUAUAA
This is a messenger RNA of Prunus dulcis (almond), 2220 nucleotides long. RefSeq lists its product as uncharacterized. Gene Ontology annotation, molecular function: hydrolase activity, acting on ester bonds. The transcript is spliced from 10 exons. The record is from RefSeq and is a predicted model, not a curated record. Lineage: Eukaryota; Viridiplantae; Streptophyta; Magnoliopsida; Rosales; Rosaceae. The coding region runs from base 31 to 2220 and encodes 729 amino acids.